Salvia hispanica is the source of this 911-nucleotide messenger RNA. RefSeq names its product CASP-like protein 5C1. The record is from RefSeq and is a predicted model, not a curated record. Gene Ontology annotation, cellular component: membrane. Lineage: Eukaryota; Viridiplantae; Streptophyta; Magnoliopsida; Lamiales; Lamiaceae.
AUCUCCAUUUCCCACUUUGAAGAGUUUAUAAUUAACUUUGAAUUUUGAAUUAUUUAAAAAACUGAAUAAAACGCUGAUCGAUCAUAAUUCUCAACUCUCAGAAAUUGAUGCCUUUUACCCCUCCUCCAAAAUUUCCUCCUUUUUUUCAACAAAUUUGAUGAGAAACGGCUCAUGGCGCGGGCGGAGAAUUGAAUGGCUAUCUAUAGAGAGAGAAAGAGAGAGGAGUUGUAUCUAAUUAUCUACGAGGGGUUUAUGUAUGGAAGAAUUGCCGGGGGCGGUGGGCACCAGCGCCAGUUUGGCUCUCAGAUUGGGGCAGGCCGUUUUCGCUAUUGCCUCCUUGCUUUUCAUGUGUUUGGAUGUCGAGUUCUACAGUUACACUGCCUUCUGCUUCUUGGUAACGAUUAUGGGGUUGGUAAUCCCGUGGAGCUUGACAUUGGCAGUGGUGGAUGUGUUUUCAGUUUUCGUUAAACGCCCAGCUCGUCAGCCUGGGAUUCUCUCAAUUGUCGUCAUAGGUGAUUGGGUGCUUUCGUUUCUAUCGCUGGCUGCAUCUUGUUCAACUGCAAGCGUGACUAGCCUUCUGCUUGCUUCGGGAGGAUUCUGCGGCGUAAAGUUAUGCACGAGAUAUCAACUAUCCGCAGCUAUGGCCUUCUUAUCGUGGUUCCUAUCCUUAUCCUCCUCACUCUUCAAUCUAUGGCUUCUUCCAUCUCUCUAAUUUAUCCACACACAUCACAUAUAUGAAUAUAUGUACAGAUCAAAAUGGGACAUUUCCUACAAGAAUUUUGUUUUCUAUACUUGAUCCCAGUUGGUAGUAUUGUUCAUUGUAGUGUUGCAACUGUACAGAUAUAGUAUGGUACAUGUAAUAAAGAGAGUGGAAUUAUGUAACUUUGAUUGGAAAGCAGAAUUGUCAGCAA